AAUUAAUGCAAUCAGUUCGAUCAUUCCUAUCAUUUGUGGAUUUAUUUCUACGUUCUCUGGUUACAGUCGCAUUUUUGGCUAUGGUGUACAUCUACGAGGAUUAUAGAAUGCUUUUGGCUUUUAAACUUAUGUGUUUAUAUUAAUAAAUCUACAGGCUUAUACCAGAGAAUGUUAAUGAAUUUUAUUAUAAUUAUUCAUUAACAUUCUCUUAUAACACCAUAACAGUUAAGGCAUAAACCAUCGACCAUAGUCAAAGAAACUAUCGAUAGUGAGAGGAAAAUAAAACUAUCGAUUAUUUUGUAGCUCUAAUUUUUCGCAUUCCUCUUAUUUAUUUAGGGGAGUAUUUUGUUGAUAAACAAAAUUACGGGUCAAGAUAUAUACCUUCCUCUUGGUUUCCAUUGAUUCGUUUAAUAUAUUACAGAAUGGAGGAUAAUAUUGUUGAGUUUAUAUAUAAAUAUAAUAAUCAUGAAAACAAAGAAUGUGAAGUAAGUAUUAAUAUUGAGCUUCCUUUUGAACGUGGGGAUGAAUGUCUGGACGAGUUAGUUACACGCCUAUUAAAUGAUAUGGAGACAAUGCAGCGUUACUUGGAUGAGCACAAAAAGGUAAAAUCGGCUUUAAGAAAGUUCAUAAUAGAUGCAAAUCAAAUUUAUUUGGAUAAGUUUGCCGAGAGACUUUUUGAACAUGCAGGGAAUAAUGAGCUUGACUUGGAAGCAGUGAUACGUAAGACGGAACGACAAUAUAAAGAUGAAAUAAUACAAUUCGCAGAUCGCAUUGGACCAAGCGACGAGGAUAUAUUCGCUCAAAGUUUCCAUAGGUUGGUACACUCAUCUUCGCUAGAGGAAAUUUUGAGGCGUGAAAGAGCUUAUGCGAAAGUUAUUUCAGAUAUGAACACUGUGAUGGAUGAAGAAGUUGAAACUCUUAACUCAACACAGCAAAAAGAAAUGGAUAUUAAAAUUAAACAAUUGGACAUAACCACUACAUCGGAUGAUAUAAAUAACCUAUUAGCACAACAAUAUAGCACCCAAAACUAUAUAAGACAACGAUACGAGUCUGAGUUACAAGCGAAACGAGGUCAUCAACGCAAUGAGUAUCGAGAUUGGAUUACGUGUCAAGUGGGCAAAAUAUUUGAGACAUCUCCGGCAGCUACUCCAUUAGGAAAUCGCUCAUCUAUGUUUAUAUCACAACAGCCGUCGAUGGAAGAAAGUUUCACAAUACAUUUAGGCUCCCAACUUAAGCACAUGCAUAAUAUACGCAUAUUAAGUGCCGAUGUUACAGAUCUCUGCAGUCCCCUGCAUAUUGAUGAGAGUUUAAAUGGAUUGAAUAUGGCAUUGGGCUUAUAUUCAAGUUCCCUUUGUGGUGUAGUUGUUCUUACACCGUCUAUCCAGGCACAGGCCAAUAGGAGUAUUAUUAAAAAUGCCAACAUGUCCACAGAGUUUCACUUCGAACAGAUAGACAACCAGCUGGAAAAAGUUGAAAAAUUAAUAUGUAAUCUCAGUGUUAAUGAGUCGACGUCACCAAGUAUGAACAGCAACAGUUCAGGACAUGGAAAUAAUGAUAUUUCGCCGCCUACAGGUAUAGUUUCGUCUGGUAGCGCUGGAGGCUCCCCAACUAAAAUGCCCACAACAAAACUAAAAACUGGUGAUUUCUUCAUUACCAAACACUCGAAUCUUUCGCAAUCGCAUGUUAUUUUUCAUUUGAUUUCCGACGAACCCAUCAAUAGUCCUAGUGAGAUUAAUUCUCGCCAUCCCGUUAUAUUGGGUUUACGUAAUAUAUUAAAGACAGCUAGCCGACAUGAUGUUACGACACUAACAAUACCUGCGCUGAUGCGUCAUGAAAUGUCUGAGGAUAUGACAGUUCAGUGGUGCAUGCGGAGGGCUGAGCUGGUGUUUAAGUGCGCCAAGGGGUUCAUGAUUGAAUCGGCAUCGUGGGGUGGUGCGGAACUGAGUACAUUACAAUUGCUUUUGCCAUAUGAUAUUUCAGAGGAACUUUUUACCACAUUGGCGGGUAUGGUGCCAAAUGUGUUUCGAGUAGCCAAUCCUAAGAUACUUGUAGAUAGCAAUAAGUGAACUGUUUCUCAAUUUGUUGAAGUAUUUUUAAGUUUAUUUUACUCAAACUAAAACUAUAAACAUUUUUAACGGCGAAACACCACGCAAAUGCCAAAAAUAUGUUAUGAAUCAAUCAAUUGGAUAUUGUCUAACAUUAUACUUACUUGAUUGUAAUAUAUUACUUAACCAAUUCAAAAACAAAUAUAUUAUAUAAUUACUUUAUUUUUCUAGUAAUCAUCAAACUCUAUUUGUUUUGUAUAUAUUUUUUCUUAAACUUUUUAUUAAAUGAAUUUUAAAUUUUUCGUACGUUCCUCAGAAUUUAAAUUUAGUUUCAAACAAUUACAAAGUCAUGAAACAUACAUCAAGAACUUUUGUUAAAUUUCCUGUAUUACUGGCCCACAAAUUCCAAUAGGUGAUAAAAUAAUUGUUUUUUUUUUUAAUUCAAACAUUAUUAACUAGGGCAUUUUAACUUUUGUAAUUAUGUUGAAAUAUACAUAAAUCAUUUAUGCAUAUUGCACACUAGCUACAAAAAGUCACAACUCAAGAAUUUUCAAAAUCGAUUUUUUCCCAUAUAUUAAUUCGUAAUACAGUUAUUCCUACCCAAGAAAUUUCAUGGUCACCACUAUCUCACUUAACUUUAAAAUCACAGUUAGGUCUACUUUUGUGUUAAUUGCGUGCAGUAUCAACCAAAGAGUAGUUUUUGCAGCUGUGUCGCUAUUGGCUAAAUUAAUCGUAAAUUUUCUGCUGCGCUCUGCGAAGUUGUGUCUCUUUAUCUGAAAAAUAAGUGAGUUUAACAUCCGUAUUAUUUGAAAUGUCUCAUUUUUGAUCAAAUAACUGUGAUUAUCACAGUGUUAUUCGGUGAUUCGACUGUUCCUUCGGUAGUCGGGUCAAGUAACCGGAACGCACCCGGAUUUUUAUCCGGCGAAGGACUGUCAAGUCGGCACCAUUCUUCGAAAAUACUUCAGCAACAAUGACAUCUUGUUAACUCAAAAAAUAUCUCUUAAUUUCGCUAUCAAACUCGAAAGUCAAUCAUAUUUGAGUAAGAUGCUCUUUAAAGUAGAAGAUAUUCUACAUUAUGGACGACCAUUUUACUGUAAAAUUUUAAUAAUUUUUACAGGAAUUGAUUUUUGCACCUCCUGCAAAUUUGUAAUUUUUCGAGUUGUGACUCUUUUGUAGUUGGUGUGCGAUAUAUGUAUGUCUCUGCAUAUGCAUAGUGCUAAAUGAUUUUAAAUAUUUAAUCUUUCUCCAGUUAUCUCUUUUUUCUCUGAUUUGUUAUUUUCAUAUUUUUGUAUAUAGUAUCUAUGUAUAUGAUGUUAACAGUAAUUUACGUAACGUAUUUCCACACAAACCAAUGUCUUUAAAUCUAUUUAAUGCAAAGAUCGUUAGCUGCGUGCUUUGUAGCUAAGUACGUUAAUAUUUCUUCAAUGUAAUGGUUCAAAUAUACAUAAGUUCAUAUGUACAUAAUUAUUGGAAAAAUCAAUUUUUCAGUUUGUGUAUUUUGUGAGAAAAAAGUGGUUUAAAUAAAGACUAUGUAUAAGUACGAC
Bactrocera oleae (olive fruit fly) is the source of this 3589-nucleotide messenger RNA. RefSeq names its product FERRY endosomal RAB5 effector complex subunit 3. Gene Ontology annotation, cellular component: cytoplasm. Lineage: Eukaryota; Metazoa; Arthropoda; Insecta; Diptera; Tephritidae. The record is from RefSeq and is a predicted model, not a curated record.